Messenger RNA from Durio zibethinus, 785 nucleotides. Its product is annotated as cytochrome c oxidase subunit 6b-2. The record is from RefSeq and is a predicted model, not a curated record. Lineage: Eukaryota; Viridiplantae; Streptophyta; Magnoliopsida; Malvales; Malvaceae. Gene Ontology annotation, cellular component: mitochondrion; respiratory chain complex IV.
UUUGCCUAUCUGACGUCGCGUGUUCUUAUUGGUCACAGGACGAACCGGAGAAACCUAACUGGUCAUUCAAUUUUGUAAGCCAAUUUUAAAGUCUCCCGUCGAAAAACCGUCACCAUCUUUUCGUUCUUUUCCCUUUGAUCGGAUCAGUCAUGGCAGACGAGAUUGAACUGAAAACAGCCCCAGCUGACUUUCGUUUCCCUACAACAAAUCAAACUCGACAUUGUUUCACCCGCUAUAUUGAGUUUCACAGGUGCUUGGCUGCAAAGGGUGAAGAGUCUAAUCAAUGUGAGAGAUUUGCCAAAUACUAUCGUUCUCUUUGUCCUGGGGAAUGGGUUGAGAGGUGGAAUGAGCAGAGGGAGAAUGGUACUUUCCCAGGUCCUCUGUGAUCGUACAUUGGAAAUUAGGUGACUCUUCUUUGGCAUGGGAAAAUUAUAUUGCUCUCUUGAUCUUGUCUUUAGCUAGUUUCAAUGUUCAUCCUUGAAAUUUUCAAAUUAAUAAGCUACAAAUUGAUGCACUAUGGUCGUGAGUCAGUAAAAAAUUGGAAUGUGCCCCGAUGUUUUUAUUAUGUCUUAAUUCAUGAACCUGCUUUUCUGUCUAUUGUUUCCUCUUCAUUUACAGUUUAGUGGCGUGUCUUGUUUUUGUGAGGAGCAAAUUCUGGUCCCAACAAACUGAGUCAGGGUUGAACACCAUUUAAUCCAAGCUUUUACAUUUAUGUAAUUGUUCAUCAAGUUUGAGCUUUCAUUGAUCAUCAAACUCAAAUUUAUAUGCUUGAGCUUGUGUAUUCA